AUGUCCGAGAACCCUGAAUGGAUUGAAAUCCAAGUCAAUACGUUUACAAAUUGGCUGAAUCAUGAGCUUCGACAUACUAGCAUAACAAUCAACGAUCUGUCCACGGAAUUAUCGACCGGUAUAACAUUGAUUCGAAUUGUUGAAUGUCUUCAACAACGAAUAUGCAAAGCCAAGGUUUAUGUGAACAAUCCCACGGAAAUACAAUGUUUGAUGAACAUUCAAAUAGCACUGGAUGCUUUGAAUGAAAAUGGCAUUAAGUUGGUCAAUAUUGGUAGGUUUUUAUAAUAGCAUUGGCUAAAAAAUUUUAAAAAUCUUUUAUUCUUUUUUUAAAAUUUUUAUUUAUUUUUUUUACAUUUUUAUUUUUUUUGUAAAUUUUUGAUUUUUUUAAAAUUUUGUUUUAUUUUUUUUUAAAUUUUCAUUUUUUUUAAAUUUUUUAUUUUCUUAAAAAUUUUUAUUUGCUUUUUAAAGAUUUUUUAUUUUUUUUUAAAUUUUUAUUUGUUUUUUUUCUUUAAUUUAUAAUUUUUUUUAAAAAUUUUAUUUAAUUUUUUAAAUUUUUUUUUAUUUUUUUGAAUGUUUUUACUUUUUUUUUAAUUCAAUAUUAAAAAAUAAACUCUAUUUUUUUAAAAUUUUUAUUUGUUUUUUUCUAAUUUAAUUUUGUUUUUUAAUUUUAAUUUUUUUAAAAUUUUUUAUUUUCUUAAAAAUUUUUAUUUGCUUUUUAAAGAUUUUUAUUUUUUUUUAAAUUUUUAUUUGUUUUUUUUCUUUAAUUUAUAAUUUUUUUUAAAAUUUUAUUUAAUUUUUUAAAUUUUUUUUUAUUUUUUGAAUGUUUUUACUUUUUUUUUAAUUCAAUAUUAAAAAAUAAACUCUAUUUUUUUAAAAUUUUUAUUUGUUUUUUUCUAAUUUAAUUUUGUUUUUUAAUUUUAAUUUUUUUAAAAUUUUUUAUUUUCUUAAAAAUUUUUAUUUGCUUUUUAAAGAUUUUUAUUUUUUUUUAAAUUUUUAUUUGUUUUUUCUUUAAUUUAUAAUUUUUUUAAAAUUUUAUUUAAUUUUUUAAAUUUUUUUUUAUUUUUUGAAUGUUUUUACUUUUUUUUUAAUUCAAUAUUAAAAAAUAAACUCUAUUUUUUUAAAAAUUUUUAUUUGUUUUUUUCUAAUUUAAUUUUGUUUUUUAAUUUUAAUUUUUUUAAAAUUUUUAUUUUUUUUUCUUUUAAAUUUUUUAAAAUUUUUAAUAGUUUUUUAUCUUUAGGCAGUCAAGACAUUUACGAAGGAAACCUCAAGCUCAUCCUCGGCCUAAUAUGGGCUUUGAUUCAACGCUAUCAACUUGGUACAGACGCUAAGCCAUUAUCUAAGAAGCUGGUGUUAUCAUGGCUUCAAGCAGUACUACCAGAGGUACAUUUGAGUAACUUUCGAUCGAAUUGGAACAAUGGAAUUGCUUUAUCAGCUUUGAUAAACUACUGUGAUGACAAGUUGUUGAGCGAUUGGAGAGAUAUCGAUCCGGAGAAUCGGUAAGUAAAAGGUUUAUGGAUGGCUUCAACGAGAUCUACAGGUAGGUCUUGUUAUACAUGACAAAAUCUAUAGGAAGGUCUUGUUAUAGUCAAAACUUUGUAAAAAUUUAAAACUGUUUUCAUUUAUGUGGUACUACUGGUACUACUGGUACUAAUGGUAUUACUGGUACUAAUGGUACUACUGGUACUAAUAGUACAAUAAGAGAAGUCUAGUGUAAUUUUAGAAGCACAAGUAACUGAGCUCCAAAUCAUUUUACAUUUCAGCCUCCAAAACUGCCAAAAAGCAUUAAAAAUCGCUGAAGAACACCUCAACGUACCUACUAUAAUAUCAGCCGAAUAUCUAAGUUCAUCAGACUUGGAUGAACUGUCAUGUAUGACAUACUUGUCAUAUUUUGUCCGUAAAGAUGGUCCUGGAUACAACGCUACAUUAAGAGAUGUCCAAGGAGUGCUGUAUGAUUUGGAGAUUCCAGAUUUUGGAGUUUGCUUCAAUGAUGGAUACCUACUAUGCAGAAUGGUCAAUGUUUGUGGUGGAAAGAUUGAUUUGGAGGAAAUGACAUUUGAUGACAAAAGUCAUUGGAGUUGGAAUGUUAGACAGGGUAUGUGGGUUUAUUUAGCUCUAUUUUAACGUAUGUAUACUAGCCGUUAUCUUAAACUUAUACUAGCUUAUCUAUGGGAGCUACGGCCAGCUAAAGGCUAGUACAAGUGUUAGGGCUAUUCUUUUUUAAAACUUAUCUUUUCAGCCUUAGAUGCAGCAAUAAACGUUGGAAUUCGAACUACACUGCAAUCUGAUGACAUAACUUCUAGUAACCCUGAUCAUCUUGGUAAACAUCCUUUAUUUCCUUUAUAAACCAUAGUAUUAGGAUGUUCAAAUAAUUCUCUGCCCCUUAGCCCAGCAAAUUUUCUUGCAAAGGGGGCAUAAGAUUAUAAGAACAACCUAAUAUAAGCCUAAAAGAGCUCAUAAACAACAUACAGGGUAGUUCUGUUACAAAUCAUUAUCGGUCGUUUCCUCUAUGUUUUUUUUCGUUUUUUAGUAUUAUAACUCUGUUUACCGUAGUAAAAAAGCUUAUCGCAACAAAAAACCAUGUUAUUCCAGCUAUAAUGAACAUAUGUGCAAUGCUAAUACAAAAACAGCAAUAUGAAGAACCGAGUACCUCAGCAGGAACCUCAGCAGAAUGUUAUAAUGGGCAACAACUGAAAAUGGACUUGGCAUUUGCUGAAAAAGCUUCAGUUGACAUUGACGACUUGGAUGUUGUGGUAGAGGAUGACGAUGGAAACAUUGUAUCAAAUGAUGUGCUGAACCUGGUGAAACGAGAAACUGAUGGCGGAGCUAGCUUGACGUUGGUUCCUGAAGUUGCUGGGUGUUAUCAGGUAAAAUUUUGA
Messenger RNA from Bursaphelenchus okinawaensis, 2876 nucleotides. The record is from the annotation of a GenBank genome assembly. Lineage: Eukaryota; Metazoa; Nematoda; Chromadorea; Rhabditida; Aphelenchoididae.